AUGUCUGGAUCGGCAUCUGGUGUUAAAGUCGAUAAUUCCGUCAUCGAAAAAUUCCAUGAAUUUAAAAUAAAAAAAAACACUGGCUAUCUUGUACUUGGUUUCAGUGAUGAUAUAUCAAAAAUUGUCGUAUUAAACGAAGGUGUCAACAAAGUGCCACAAAACGCACCUGCAGCCGAAAAAAAUCAAAAAUGGGCUGAAAUGCUUGACGCCCUACCAGAAAAUGAUGUACGAUAUGCAGUCAUUGAUAUCUUCUAUGAAACCAGUGAGGGCUCACGUUCAGAAAUCUAUUUCAUUGCUUGGGCACCGGAUACAGCAACAAUUAAACGAAAAAUGUUAUGCGCGUCCAGCAAAGACGCUUUGAAAAAUGCUCUCCAAGGUAUUCGUAAUCAUAUUCAAGCAACGUGUAAGGCUGAUCUUGAUUUGGCUGCAAUAAUCAGUGAAAAAGUCAAAUCAAAAUAG
Adineta ricciae is the source of this 459-nucleotide messenger RNA. The record is from the annotation of a GenBank genome assembly. Lineage: Eukaryota; Metazoa; Rotifera; Eurotatoria; Adinetida; Adinetidae.